Molecule: messenger RNA, 1443 nt
Organism: Tarenaya hassleriana
Lineage: Eukaryota; Viridiplantae; Streptophyta; Magnoliopsida; Brassicales; Cleomaceae
Product: protein POLYCHOME-like
Exons: 3
Coding region: 171-941 (256 amino acids)
Biological process (GO): negative regulation of ubiquitin protein ligase activity; regulation of nuclear division
Cellular component (GO): nucleus
Source: RefSeq, a predicted model, not a curated record
GCCCUGAGAUGAAAUUUCAGAAAUUGCCAUAUCGUCUCUCUCAGAGAAAGCUCUCUCUCUCUCUCUCUCUCUCAUCUGUGUUCAUAUAUUGCCAACGAGCUUUGGAGCUCUCACGACACGAAGGUUUUUUGGGAAUCUUAUUGAAGAUCUAAGGUUAGAAACCGAUCACGAUGGCAGAAUCAAGGGAUCGUCUGGAUAGACCAGUUGAUUUUUCUGCAGCAUUCCUCAGCAGACGUCAAAAUGGUAUUUUACUCAACGAGUCAGCUUCGCGGCUCGUUAUGUCUGAAUCUCCUGUUCAGAGAUCACCAUUUGGAACUGCUGGGAGUACUGCACUUAGGCCCACUGGAUCGAGACCUUUGGUUCGUAGAGGAGGGUUUGCCAGGCGGCUUGGAAAUCGGAGAGGUCUAACCCCUUUUCGAUUGCCACAUGGAAGGGAGAAUACCCCUGUUGGGGCUGCCAGGCACAGAAGGGGACGCGUUUCAACCAGUGUUUUACCUUCUUGGUAUCCAAGAACGCCCCUCCGUGACAUUACAGCGAUCGUAAGGGCUAUUGAGAGGAGAAGAGCAAGUAUGAGAGGGGUCGAUGGCCGAGAACUCGAGACUCCAACUCCUCAACGAGUAGGAGAUCUCGAUUCUCCAUUACCGCAGUCAGGUGCUCAGCUCGAGCACAACAGCUCUAUGGUCACUCCUGCUCCAGCCAUGGGACUGAAACGUAGCUGCCCAACUCCUUCCACAGCCCACAAUGUCCACAAGAUACUUCUUGAAAUCACCAAUGAGCAUUGUGGAGAAGCAGAGUUCCUCACACCAGAGAAGAAGGUGCUUAACUCCAUUGACAAAGUGGAGAAGGUUGUGAUGGAAGAGAUUCAGAAACUAAAUAGCACUCCUACUGCAAAGAGGGCAGAGCGCGAGAAAAGGGUUCGGACACUAAUGUCAAUGCGGUGAACCCAUUUUUUUUUCCAUUCUUGAAAAAAGAGAGAGGCUGUGAUCUUCAGAGGGGAGACGACUCCUCGACCGAGUACUCAUCGUCUGAUGAAUUCAGAAAAGGGUAGAGAUGGAUCAUCCACUGGUGAUGUAUGUAUAUAUGUGUAUAUAUAUAUAUAUUAUGCCCAUGAGCUUUUGCAGAUGGAUCAUCCGCUGGAGGUUAUCAUUUUCUGAUGAUAUCAUAUCGCUCGGAGGGUCAAUCAUCUUCUUGGAUGAUAUCUCAGGAGAAUCACCAUUUUCCCCGAUGAUUACAGAAGGUACCACAUUGACAUUACCAUUUACCACAUUCUGUUCUAAUUCUUUGGACAUCUCAUUUUGUAGCUUCUACCUUUAGGUUUCUUGUCUUUUUUGUUUUUUUGUUUUUUUUUGUGCUUUGUAAAAACAUGUGAGGAUAUGAAUAUGCUUCUUUGGUCGAAUGGAUCAAAUUACGGUUGUGAAUGUUUGAUAUUCGUCGGCCCAUUAA